Penicillium cosmopolitanum is the source of this 315-nucleotide messenger RNA. RefSeq lists its product as uncharacterized. The record is from RefSeq and is a predicted model, not a curated record. The transcript has a single exon. The coding region runs from base 1 to 315 and encodes 104 amino acids. NCBI's taxonomy places the organism in Eukaryota, Fungi, Ascomycota, Eurotiomycetes, Eurotiales, Aspergillaceae.
AUGCAGUUCGGCUCUCUGAUCACCUCUUUCCUCUGCAUUGCCGCGGCCCAUGUUGCUGCCGCCGAUGACACCACCUCCCAGUCGACCACGACUAUUACCAAGACCUUGGUCCGAGUGAACUCGGUCACUGCCACUCCCAGCUCCAGCAUGAGCACCUUCCCGGCCACCUCCACUCCCCUGGUGACCGCGACCUCGACCGCAACUCAGUCUGCCGCAUCGGCUACCAAGACAGGAGCUGCAGUCAACGUCGCCGCCACCAUGCCGGCAGUUCUGGGUGCCGGAUCUUUCGCGCUGAUUAUGGGCCUGGCCCUGUAA